AUGCUUUUAAAAAAAGCCAGUCCGUCCGUGCCUUUUUCCCCUCCCCCAAAAAUACCUUCGCCAAACAAUCUGCCCGAAAAUGGUAAUGAGAUAGAUAUCAGCGAAAUUAAACAAGCUUCUUCUUUGGCAGAAGCAAAAAAAGUAGCCAAAAAAAUAAUUCGAAAAUUAUUCACUGAGUAUGAAAAUGUUAAAAUAGAGGAUUUAGAAGCAAUAAAAGAUAAAUACGAAAAAGAACAAGAGAGAAUAAGUUAUACCCAACAACAAAACUCUUUACCUAGUCUGAAAGAAACUAACCCUAAUCUCCGAGGCAUUUAUUCCCAAGUUCUCCAAGAUGUAGCCCGAAGAGUUAAAAAGGCUUUUCGAGGUUUCUUUUUGAGAUUGAAAAGUAAAACAGGCGAAGCAGGUUAUCCAAGGUUCAAAUCUUUUGGGAGAUAUGACAGUUUCACCUACUCCCAAAAUAAUAACAGUUAUAAAUUAGAGCAAAGUCAGUUAAGAUUAGCCAGUAUUGGUAAGGUGAAAAUUAAACUUCACCGAGAAUUAGAAGGAGAAGUUAAAACCUGCUCCAUUAUCGUUAAGAAUGGUAAGUAUUAUGCUUGCUUUUCUAGUGAAGUUGAACCUAAAUUGCUCCCAAAAACAGGUAAAAAAGUUGGAAUUGAUUUAGGCUUAACUUCCUUUUUAGCUACUUCGGAUGGAGAAUUGAAAGAAGCACCCAAAACUUAUCGAAAAGCCGAAAAAGAAUUAGCAAAAGCAGGUAGAAAAGUUAGCCGAAGGAUUAAGAGAAGCAAAAGGAGAAAAAAAGCCGUAAUACUCUUGGCUAAACAGCAUGAGAAAGUUAGCAACCAAAGGAAGGAUUUAGCCCAUAAAUUAGCCAAAGAGUUAGUGGAAAAAUACGAUGGAAUAGCCUAUGAGAAAUUAGCCAUUAAAAACAUGGGAAUAGAAGUAAAUGCUAAAAAUACUAGUCAGAUUUGUAGUGAAUGUGAUAAGCAAAGAGAGCAAAAACUCAAAUUAAGUCAAAGGAAGUUCGCUUGCUCUUUUUGUCCGUAUUCAGACAAUCGAGACAUCAAUGCUGCUCGUAAUAUUCUAAAACGAACAGAAUGGGUCGGUUCGACCCUUCAAGGAGCAGUGCCAGCAGCCGGACAGGCUAAACCGGGACAAAAAACUACCUUUUUAGAGAAAAAUGCCAUGAAAUUUUGUAAAGAAUUUAACCAACAGACCAAAGAACUAGAAAGUUCCAAAAUCCUAAAUGUGAGAAUAAUAAUUAGUGAGAAUAAAGACUAUCAAUUUGCUAUUCAAGGACAGAUAACUUCCAAUUUAAUUAAAAAAGUCGGUAGUGAAAAAAAAACGCUCAGUGCGGAAGAAAUUGAAAAAAUCGCCCAAGAGAAAUUACCUUAUUUAAACACCACUGAUAUCGAAAAAGCCAAAAAAAUUGUGGCGGGCAGCGUUCGUAGUUUCAAGGAUUUUAAAAUCAACUAG
Messenger RNA from Funneliformis geosporum, 1473 nucleotides. Lineage: Eukaryota; Fungi; Glomeromycota; Glomeromycetes; Glomerales; Glomeraceae. The record is from the annotation of a GenBank genome assembly.